Messenger RNA from Amoebophrya sp. A25, 1122 nucleotides. Lineage: Eukaryota; Dinophyceae; Syndiniales; Amoebophryaceae. The record is from the annotation of a GenBank genome assembly.
CACCCCUUUCGGUUUGAUCUUUCUGCGAUUAGGAUCUUUUUCAACGAUCCCCCUGAAACAAGCCCACUGAUAUGGAUAUGGCCCGUUAAUCAUUAUAGCUUCAGUCGUUUUGCUGAGAUGGUAAGGUUCUUGUAGGGAUGACCACGCAUAGUGCUUAUCAAAAGUAGUUCCACAACCUACAACUUGAACAUUCGUGAUCCCCACAGGAGGAGCUACAACCAAAUAUGUAAUAUGGGCUAUGGCGCACAGUCUCGCAGAAGUAGAAGAGUAACUUUAUAUAAAAAGGAGCAGUGCUGGUGCAACAACUGCAACAUGAACAUUGUGUACUUGUAUCACAACAACAUCCAUCAACAUCAUGCUAAGGUCUUUGUUCACGACUUCAUUUUAGACGCUAGGAACGAGGAGGAUGACGGCGACUUUUAUUCCGGCAGAGCGGCUACGCGGAGAGGAGGAGGGACCUUUGUGCCUUCUUUUUCUCGAAGAACUUUCGCGUUCGAGCUGCCCUGCGCUCAAAUCGCUUGCGGAGGAGAUGAGACGGAAGAAGAAGGAGGUCGCGAUCGUGAUACACACACUGAAAGUGCCUCCUUUGCCAGGAACCGUGGCCUUGAGCACACUUAGCGAGCCUGAGGGGAGAAAAAGUAAAAGAGCGGCUGAUCCGAGAACACCGGUUAGCCAGCUGCCAAAGUUUUGGCGUCCUCCAGUGGCUUACGAGCAAGCCGCGCCACCCUUUAGUGGGAAGGAAUUGACAGAGGAGCCAGAGCGGCUUCGGUGGAUGGAGGACAUACACAAUAUGCGAGAUCAUGGACCCUGUGUGUAUCCGAGACAGGAGCGCCUGUAUCUAGUGAUGCUCCGAGUGAACAGCGAUCAGGCCUUGCUGCGGUUAGGGCGAGAGAUCUCGUUUCCCCGCGGUUGUCCUCUGCUAUGGUGUCCCGCGACCGGGGUAAUCCAGUCCUACGGGUUUUAUCCGAAGUUCAGCGACGCAAGUUCGGGUCACACGAACGCGGUGGACGCUCGUGCGCAUCGCUUGGUGUGUUUACGCAAGUAUUCAGGCUUUUUGUCGAUCCUGCUCUGUUGGCGACGCAGCGACUUCGUGUCAGGCAACAACCCUAAGUUGAAGCAAGU